This is a messenger RNA of Hibiscus syriacus, 1792 nucleotides long. RefSeq names its product pyruvate kinase isozyme G, chloroplastic-like. The coding region runs from base 22 to 1617 and encodes 531 amino acids. The transcript has 12 exons. The record is from RefSeq and is a predicted model, not a curated record. Gene Ontology annotation, biological process: glycolytic process. Lineage: Eukaryota; Viridiplantae; Streptophyta; Magnoliopsida; Malvales; Malvaceae. Gene Ontology annotation, molecular function: magnesium ion binding; pyruvate kinase activity; potassium ion binding. Gene Ontology annotation, cellular component: cytoplasm; chloroplast stroma.
CAGGUGAUUUUCCACUUCCAAAUGGCGUCUAUUGCUACUCUCUUAACCGAAGCUUCCGCCGGCGCCACCUCCGCUUCCGAUUUGUCGUCUUUCCGUAGCCUAACGGACCGCCACUACCUGUUUGAAUCCGGAACAAAUCGGAGUAAUAAAAGGCGUCUCUUUUUCCCUAAAGGAGUUGUUUCAUCCAUGCCAAACACCCAAGCCGGCGUUGUUACCUCCACCAACGGCCACCCGAAAGCCUACAAGGUGAAACCGACGGUCGAGGUGUUAGACAGCGAGGCUUUAGGACAAGUGAAGACGAACUCGAUUCCUCGGAGGAGAACCAAAAUUGUCUGUACCAUCGGACCCUCGACGAGCUCGCCUGAGAUGAUAUGGAAACUGGCCGAGGCUGGAAUGAAUGUGGCUCGAUUGAACAUGUCCCAUGGAGACCAUGCUUCUCAUCAGAAAAUCAUUGAUCUUGUUAAGGAAUACAAUGCUCAGUUUGAAGACAAAGUCAUUGCCAUCAUGCUGGACACCAAGGGUCCCGAGGUUCGAAGCGGUGAUGUCCCUCGGCCGAUCCAGCUUAAAGAGGGCCAAGAAUUCAAUUUCACCGUCGAAAGAGGAGUCAGUACGGAGAACACCGUCAGCGUAAACUACGACAACUUUGUGAACGAUGUGGAAGUUGGAGACAUACUAUUGGUAGAUGGUGGAAUGAUGUCGUUAUCGGUGAAAUCAAAGACAAUGGAUUUGGUUACGUGUGUCGUAGUUGACGGCGGAGAACUAAAAUCAAGGCGCCAUUUGAACGUGCGUGGGAAAAGUGCCACCCUGCCGUCAAUGACAGACAAAGAUUGGGAAGAUAUCAAAUUCGGGGUGGACAACCAAGUCGACUUUUAUGCCGUUUCUUUCGUGAAGGAUGCUAAAGUAGUCCAUGAGUUGAAAGAUUAUCUUAAAGGUUGCAACGCAGACAUUCAUGUGAUUGUGAAAAUCGAAAGUGCUGAUUCUAUACCGAAACUUCACUCGAUAAUUUCCGCUUCAGAUGGGGCAAUGGUUGCUCGAGGAGACCUUGGUGCUGAACUUCCAAUUGAGGAGGUCCCUCUAUUGCAGGAAGACAUCAUCAGAAGGUGUCGUGGUAUGCAUAAACCGGUAAUUGUGGCAACAAACAUGCUUGAAAGUAUGAUUAAUCAUCCUACACCAACAAGAGCCGAAGUUUCUGACAUCGCAAUUGCUGUUCGAGAAGGUGCUGAUGCAGUUAUGCUUUCUGGAGAAACUGCACAUGGAAAGUAUCCUAUUAAAGCUGUAAAAGUUAUGCACACUGUGGCAUUGAGGACAGAGUUAGAUCUUCCAGUCAGUUGCAUGCCUCCGGUUCGAUUUAAUGCUUACAAGAGUCAUAUGGGUGAAAUGUUUGCUUUCCAGUCAACAACCGUGGCUAACACUCUUGAUACGCCAGUCUUGGUUUUUACAAGGACUGGAUCCAUGGCUAUACUAUUGAGUCAUUAUCGUCCUUCCUCUCCGAUCUUUGCCUUCACGGAUGAGGAAAGAAUUAAGCAGAGACUGGCACUGUAUCAAGGUGUGAUACCGAUAUAUCUGGAGUUUUCGGAUGAUGCAGAGGAAACUUUUUCUCGAGCACUCAAGUGUUAGUGGACGAGAACUUGGUGACGGAGGGGGAAUCUGUUACUCUUGUCCAAAGUGGAGCACGGCCAAUCUGGCGCCGCGAAUCCACCCAUCACAUCCAAGUUCGAAAAAUCGAAACCAUGAAUCUAUAAAUGUAAGAGUAAGGACUUCUUUUUCUUGUCAAAGAAGUUACUAAACAGUU